This is a messenger RNA of Rhinocladiella mackenziei CBS 650.93, 1158 nucleotides long. RefSeq lists its product as uncharacterized. The record is from RefSeq and is a predicted model, not a curated record. Gene Ontology annotation, molecular function: FAD binding. Lineage: Eukaryota; Fungi; Ascomycota; Eurotiomycetes; Chaetothyriales; Herpotrichiellaceae. Bases 1 to 1158 code for a protein of 385 amino acids. The transcript is spliced from 3 exons.
AUGGCACCGCUCAUCGCUAUUCUCGGCGCCGGCCCAAGUGGUCUGGCACUGGGCCGCAUGCUAGAACUCGCCAACAUCUCCUACGUGGUCUUUGAGCGAGACCUAUCAGGUAAUGAGACCACUUCGCGAGCUGGUUCGCUCGACAUUCAUACCGGCUCUGGUCAACUCGCUCUCCAAGAAGCCGGUUUAUUAGACCAAUUCAAGAAACUUGCCCGCCGCGACGCGCACACCAUAUUGGCCGAUGCGCAGGGCAAAGUUUACAUCAGGACCGGUGAAAGCGACGAGGUCAAUGAAGACAGACCGGAAAUCGACCGCAAGGAUUUACGAACCUUGCUCCUGAACUCGAUCCCAGCGAACAGAAUCCGCUGGGGCAUGAGGGUUCAACAUGUGCAAAGAGAUAUCGAUGGGUCCAUGUCUGUCCAUUUCGCGGACGGCAGUAUCGAAUCAGGAUUCCGACUCGUCGUCGGGGCGGACGGUGCAUGGUCCAAAGCCAGAAAUCUAGUCACAUCCGCCAAACCUCAGUAUUCUGGACUGCACUACUUGACGACAACUAUCAACCCAGAGAAUCCGUUCCACUCCGCUGCGGUCUCGUUGGCCGGACAGGGCAACUAUAUAGCCUUUGGCGGGGGAAAGCAAAUCGUUGUUGUAAAGCUUGGUGACGGCUCCUACUACAUCGGCGUGGGCUUGCGUCUUCCCGAGAAUUGGAGUUCAGAGAACGCUGCUGUUCUCCAGGACCCGUCGGCGCUACGUCGGUGGCUACUAAAUGAUUACUUCGCAAACUCGCCUCAGCUGCAUACAGACCUGAUCGAACACAGCGAAGGGGACUUCUAUGCUUGGCCGCUGUACGCCAUGCCGACUGAAUCGCUGUCGUGGAGGACGGUUCCUGGUGUAACUUUGAUAGGGGAUGCUGCGCAUCUCAGCACACCCUUUGUUGGUGAAGGUGUCAACUGUGCCAUGAUGGACAGUCUCCAGCUAGCCCAGCAAAUCGUCAAGCAUGGAUUGGAUGAUCUCGAUCGUGCCAUGUCGGAGUACGAGAAAUUGAUGUUCCCUCGAGGGAUUGAUCUCAUCAGCAGAAGCACGAAGAGCGGCGAGCUAUUUUUUGCGCCGGACGCACCGCGAGGCUGGCUCAAGGCCUUUGCCGGCAUUGACUGUGCUUGA